CAGCUGCCGCGCAGAGUCCAGCCGCUGGUGUACUGAGCGGUUCACCGUCUCCGGAGCGGCUCGACCCAGUCAUUCGCCUAGGCGCCCAGGCCCGGUGCGCGCGUGCGUGAGCGCGCCUGCGCCGCCGGGACCGCUGCAAGGGGCAGAGAGCAGCAUCCUCAGGAGGAUCUCUUUUCCCCCAGAAAUUACUCAAUGCUGAAACCUUUCAAAGUGAUAUUAGAGAAGUUGGAAGCACCAUGGAUGGGUUUUAUGAUCAGCAAGUCCCUUUUAUGGUCCCAGGGAAAUCUCGAUCAGAGGAAUGUCGAGGGCGGCCUGUGAUUGACAGAAAGAGGAAGUUUUUGGACACAGAUCUGGCUCAUGAUUCUGAAGAGUUGUUUCAGGAUCUCAGUCAACUUCAAGAGGCUUGGUUAGCUGAAGCACAAGUUCCUGAUGAUGAACAAUUUGUCCCAGAUUUUCAGUCUGAUAACUUGGUGCUUCAUGCCCCACCUCCAACCAAGAUCAAACGGGAGCUGCAUAGCCCCUCCUCUGAGCUGUCAUCCUGUAGCCAUGAGCAGGCUCUUGGUGCUAACUAUGGAGAAAAGUGCCUCUACAACUAUUGUGCCUAUGAUAGGAAGCCUCCCUCUGGGUUCAAGCCAUUAACCCCUCCUACCACUCCUCUGUCACCCACCCAUCAGAAUUCCCUGUUUCCCCCAUCUCAGGCAACUCUGCCCACCUCAGCGCAUGCCCCUGGAGCUGGCCCAGUACAAGGUGUGGGCCCUGCCCCCACCCCUCACUCGCUUCCAGAACCUGGACCACAGCAGCAAACAUUUGCGGUCCCCCGACCACCACAUCAGCCCCUGCAGAUGCCAAAGAUGAUGCCUGAAAACCAGUAUCCAUCAGAACAGAGAUUUCAGAGACAACUGUCUGAACCCUGCCAUCCCUUCCCUCCCCAGUCGGGAGUCCCUGGAGAUAAUCGUCCCAGUUACCACCGACAAAUGUCAGAACCUAUUGUCCCUGCAGCUCCCCCACCCCCUCAGGGAUUCAAACAAGAAUAUCAUGACCCACUCUAUGAACAUGGGGUCCCUGGAAUGCCAGGUCCCCCAGCACAUGGGUUCCAGUCACCAAUGGGAAUCAAGCAGGAGCCCCGGGAUUACUGCGUUGAUUCAGAAGUGCCUAACUGCCAGUCAUCCUACAUGAGAGGGGGAUAUUUCUCCAGCAGCCAUGAAGGUUUUUCAUAUGAAAAAGAUCCCCGGUUAUAUUUUGAUGACACUUGCGUUGUGCCUGAGAGACUGGAAGGCAAAGUCAAGCAAGAGCCCACCAUGUAUCGGGAGGGCCCUCCUUACCAGAGGCGAGGCUCCCUUCAGCUGUGGCAGUUCCUGGUCACUCUUCUUGAUGACCCAGCCAAUGCUCACUUCAUUGCCUGGACAGGCCGAGGCAUGGAGUUUAAGCUGAUAGAACCAGAGGAGGUUGCUCGGCGUUGGGGCAUCCAGAAGAACCGGCCAGCCAUGAACUAUGACAAGCUGAGCCGUUCUCUACGCUACUACUAUGAAAAGGGCAUCAUGCAGAAGGUCGCUGGGGAACGAUAUGUCUACAAAUUUGUCUGUGACCCGGAUGCCCUUUUCUCCAUGGCCUUCCCAGACAAUCAGCGUCCAUUCCUGAAGGCAGAGUCUGAAUGCCCCCUCAACGAGGAGGACACCCUGCCACUGACCCACUUUGAAGACAACCCUGCUUACCUCCUGGACAUGGAUCGCUGCAGCAGCCUCCCCUAUGCUGAAGGCUUCGCUUACUAAGUUCCUGAGUGGCUGAGCAGCCAAACCCUAGAGCUAGCAGUUCCCUUUCAGGCAGAUGAGGGCAGUGGUUUUGUUUGUGUUCUUGGCUGUUCUAAAGCUUGCCAUUUGAAUAUUAUCCGGAGAGCCCAAGCCAUCUCUGGAUUUUCACCCUGAAAGGCAUAUACCUUGGCUGGGGAGUGGGAACAGGCAGGGGCAGAAAAACCACCAAAAGGUUGGUGCCUCAACUCUGAUUCUGAUGAGGUUUCCGGGAAGAGAAUGUGGGAAUGGAGCCUCCUCACUACCAUGGACAAUAUAUGCAAAGCAAUACCUUGUUCAGGUUAGUACCCUCAAAAUGGGACCGAGUGUGUGACAAUCUGUGUUGAUCAUGGACUACUAAAUGCCUUUACAUAGAAGGGCUCUGGUUUGCACAAUUUAUUAAAGAAAUCACAAGCUCAUAGAAAAGUAGGUAGACUGAGUUGGGGAGGCUCAGACCAAUUAAAGGUUAAAAAUAUGUGUUGAAAUUUGGAGAGUUCUUCUAGCUCAAUCUGAAAUACUUCCCCUUGGUUUAGAAAAAGGGGAGAAUCAGUCCUGACAGCUGUUACCCACUCCAUGGUUCUCAAAUCAUAAACCAUUGCUACGCUUGGGAACCUUCCAGCCAUGUGGUCACCAAAUAGAGCAGGCCCCCUCUCUCUUCCCAGUCACAUGGCUGAAUGUGGAUGGCUUUCAUUUUAGGGGAAGGGCGAUUAACAGUUUUGACAGUAUUUAGUUUUGCUUUGAUUCGGGGGGGCGGGGGGUUGUUUUGUUUUGAUGGUUGUUUUGGAAAAACAGUUUAUAAACUGAUUUUUGUAGUUUUGGUAUUUAAAGCAAAAAAACAAAAACAAACCUUUUGGUAACUGUGCACUGUGUCCCAUAGGCAGGGCCGUGCCGACUUAUGAAGAGCUGCAGCUUGAGAGGGGCUUUGCUGGGGCUGUUCCUUAGCCACGUAAAAGCCCACUCUGGCCUGCUUUGUGCUUUCUGCACCAGACAACCUGAUGGAACAUUUGCACCUGAGUUGUACAUUUUUGAAGUGUGCAGGGUAGCCUGGACACAAGCAUAGAUUCUAUGUGUAUAGCUCCCCGUGUUCACUAACAUGCCCUCUCUGGGAAGCAGAUGUACAUAUUACAUGUCAUGUCCAUUUGAAACUUGGUCACCUGGUGGGAACCCUAGGGAUUCUUCCCUGGGCAUGACUAAUGACGAUUUCCAUUUCAUCCGUUUGUGUUUUUUUUUUUUCUUUUUCCUUUUUCUUUACAUCUUGGGCUUUAAACCCUGCAUAACAGUUCUGUAGGGUUUGAGGCUUACUGGUGACACCGACAGGUAAAACAGUGCUAGCACUCUGGUUUCCUGCCACUUUUUUAAGUUUCUUCUAAUUGCUGUAUUAUAUUGGGAAAGUUUAAAACAACCAAGUUAAAGCAGAGUGAAAGUUGAGCUCAAAAUAGAGGAAAGUCACUCUAGAGGGUGAUGGCACUUGCUGCCUGCUCCAGUGAUGGAAUUUUGUGCUCCCUGUGUCACUCAGAACAUUAAGAAGGACUAUGCUGUUGCUCGUGUGUGGAGAAGACAGUGCUGAGUCCAAGAGUGUGAGGCACAUGCAUUGAGUUGCUUUUCAAAAAACGGAAUGCUCCAUGAUCCCCCUUAUAACCAACAGCACAUUUGUGAAGAGGUUCACAGGGAUAAAGGUGCAUUUUAUAGAUAUGGAAAAAUGAGAUUUUCCUCUAUGGGAAAUUAGCCCACAAAGGUGUGGAGCUUAUAUCUUGGGUCGUAAUUAGCAUUGUACUCUAAUCAAAGGACUCUUCUAAACCAUAUUUAUAGCUUUCUAAUCUACACAUAGUCUAUACAUAGAUGCAUAUUUUACCCCCCAGCUGGCUAGAGAUUUAUUUGUUGUAAAUGCUGUAUAGAUUUGUUUUUCCUUUCUUUACUUAUCCUGGUUUGGGAUUUUUUUUUAAAUAAAUUUAUGCUGUUUUAGCAAGUAUGAAAAUAAUCUUCUGUCGCCUGAGCUGCCCCUCCCCUGCUGUAACCACGUGGCCUGUGCUGUCGCAAGAUAUAGGAUGGCGGCAUCACCGUUGCAUUCCCAUUGGACUCAUGCAUCUCCUGGGUGGUUUUGGUUGUUUUUUUUUUUUUUUUUUUUCUUCAGGGUUUUGAGGGGGGGUUUUGUUUGUUUGUUUGCUUCUUUUCCAGAGUGUGGAAAGUCUACAGUGCAGAAAGGCUUUAACCUGCCAAUUGAUUUUAAAUACUUCCCCCUGCGCAGGGCUGUAUGCAUCCUGCCAAGCUGCGUUAUAUUCUGUACUGUGUACAAUAAAGAAGUUUGCUUUUCGUUUAA
Messenger RNA from Ictidomys tridecemlineatus (thirteen-lined ground squirrel), 4101 nucleotides. RefSeq names its product ETS variant transcription factor 5 (gene Etv5). Gene Ontology annotation, molecular function: sequence-specific DNA binding; DNA-binding transcription factor activity, RNA polymerase II-specific. Gene Ontology annotation, cellular component: nucleus. The record is from RefSeq and is a predicted model, not a curated record. NCBI's taxonomy places the organism in Eukaryota, Metazoa, Chordata, Mammalia, Rodentia, Sciuridae. Gene Ontology annotation, biological process: regulation of transcription by RNA polymerase II; cell differentiation.